Molecule: messenger RNA, 576 nt
Organism: Pseudogymnoascus destructans
Lineage: Eukaryota; Fungi; Ascomycota; Leotiomycetes; Thelebolales; Thelebolaceae
Exons: 5
Coding region: 1-576 (191 amino acids)
Biological process (GO): carbohydrate metabolic process
Cellular component (GO): extracellular region
Molecular function (GO): cellulose binding
Source: RefSeq, a predicted model, not a curated record
AUGGAGAUCUAUCAUCGUACUGAAGCAAUCGGAGGUGCUCACUGGGGACCAGUCAACGUGUAUAUGUCCAAAGUUGCCGAUGCCUCAACAGCAGAUAGAUCGACGGGGUGGUUCAAGGUCCACGCGGAUUCGUGGGCAAAGAGACUUGAACAACUGCUGCGGAAGGAUGAAUGUGAAGAUUCCAUCAGAUAUUGCAGUGGAGACUUCCUGCUUCGCGCCGAAGUCAUCGCCCUUCACGUUGCUGGAUCCACCGGUGGUGCCCAGCUUUACAUGAGCUGCUCUCGUACGUCAACCCCGGUCCCGCCGUCUACGCUGGGAAUCAGCAAUGUUGCCGGCUCGGCGUGCUCUGCUGGCGGUGAAUCCGCGACGACGACUGGGCCGCCAGUUAUCCAGACAGCGACUAGGACGCCGGGUGGUGGUUGUGGCAGCUGCAGUGUUGCGAAGUUCCAGCAGUGUGGUGGGCAGGAUUAUACGGGGUGUACUACUUGUGCUUCCGGCUCAAUUGCUCUCCCGUCUCCCCACCUUACUACUCGCAAUGUGUUUAAACACGAUAAAUCUUGGAAGCUGAAGAUGUGA